Messenger RNA from Psylliodes chrysocephalus, 1331 nucleotides. Lineage: Eukaryota; Metazoa; Arthropoda; Insecta; Coleoptera; Chrysomelidae. The record is from the annotation of a GenBank genome assembly.
GAGACAAAUCACACGUGUUGCAAAUGUCUGUAUAUUCAUUAUUGUCGAAGGCUAAUGGCUAAUAAAAAAGACGAAGAGAAGAACCUAACCCUUGUAAUCAACUUUCCCACUAAAUUUUAAAUACAAAUACAACAAAUGAAACUGCAAUUUAACUAAAUAUGAACGUUGAAUUGUAUAAUAACAUUAUUUCUUCAAUAAGAAACCAUAAAGGUCUCUCUAUGGAUUGUAUGAAGCAACUUGUCCAAAAAUUUCCAGAUUGUAGUUACGAUACUUUAUGCAGUAUCUUGCAAUUCGAAUACCAAAAGAGAAUGAAAGUAAACCACACGAAAAUGCACAGCAGCAAACUCAAAAUUUGGGAUUCGUAUAGUAGUUCAAUUGCAUCAAACGAUCAUUCCGGAGUAAUAGUAAGAAUUGCGGAAAAUUUAGACGUCGCGCCUUGUUUGGUAGCUAAAAUUAUUUUACACAAAUACUUUGAAGAGAAUUACAAUAAAGACAAUGAAGAGCAACAACCUGUUACUAACGUAAAUGUUUAUUUGAGAGAUACUACGCUUAUAUCGGACCCGAGAUUGGCAUACGAGGUGUAUUUGUGCACUUUGUAUGAUAAUAUGUACAGUCCCAUAGUGGAUGUCAUGAAAAGUUCACUUGGCCAACAGUACGAAAUAAAGCUGUACAGAGAAGCCACUGAGUUAGGACUAGGAUUUAGAGAUGAGGAACAUCUGAGAAAACAUGGUUAUGAUAAAACCCCCGAUUGUAAAUUAGAAGUUCCCGUUUCUAUAAACGGAUUUAUUAUAAAUUGGAUAGAAAGUAAAGCAUUAUUUGGAGAGGCAGAAGCUCAUAGGGAUUACAUGAGGCAUCAAUAUAUGAGUUAUUGGAACAGGUUUGGAUCUGGUUUAGUGAUUUAUUGGUUUGGAUAUCUUGAGACGAUAGUUGAACCAAAUGAUAAAAAAAUUAUGAUCAGCGAUCAUUUACCUAAAAAUAUUGUUAGUUUACCACAACCAAGUUUUGAUUUGUUACUUUGAUGUUUAAAACGUUAAGUUAAGGCACUUAUAUAAUUGAUAAUUUGUAUUGUAGAUGGUUUAUUUAUUAUAUCUUAAUCUAAGUUAUUUUAACUUUCAGAAAUAAAUUCCCUAAUACCUUGUAGUAGUAUUUUGUAUUUUCUUCUGCAUUUUCUUUGACUUUCCAUAUUUCUCAUUAUUUCUUUUAUCACAUAUUUGUCUUUUGUGUUGUAAAUAAGAUACAUAUAGCUUUUAAGUAUAAAUACCUAUUGUGAUAUUUAUUUAAGAGAAAAUAACUGUUAAAGAAUGUUCUUAUUGUUAAUGUUUGUAAUGUAU